Messenger RNA from Cyclocybe aegerita, 1005 nucleotides. NCBI's taxonomy places the organism in Eukaryota, Fungi, Basidiomycota, Agaricomycetes, Agaricales, Hemipholiotaceae. The record is from the annotation of a GenBank genome assembly.
AUGUUGCAUCGACGCACUUCCCUCAGCUCUCGAGUUUCUCGAUUUCUCUCCACCUCGUGCUUUCGUAGACAUGAAAAUCCACUAGGCCUACCAAAGCGGCCACCGCCGCCCCAAAUGCCUCGUCGAGGGGGACCCAUCGAGAAGCGGCCAAUUCCCAACGUCCGGAAAGUCGUGGCGGUCGCCAGUGGGAAGGGAGGCGUCGGGAAGAGUACAAUUGCUCUUAACCUCGCAUUCGCGUUGGCUCUCCGCAAAAACCAGCAGACGCAAGCGCCACUUCGAGUGGGCAUACUGGACCUCGACAUAUUCGGACCUUCAGUCCCGACACUCAUGGGGUUGCAGAAUGCUGGCGAGCCAGAGUUGACAAGCAAGGGAGCCAUCCUACCACUAACCAAUCACGGUCUACCUUGCAUGUCGAUGGGAUUUCUCCUCUCCUCUUCGACUGGCGACAACACAGACACUCCAAUCGUCUGGCGAGGUCUCAUGGUGCAAAAGGCCGUCCAACAACUUCUGUUCGACGUAGACUGGUCGAAAGAAGGCCAAGGGCUUGACGUACUGGUCGUUGAUAUGCCGCCUGGCACGGGUGACGUGCCGCUGACGUUGGGGCAGCUGGUUUCGGUUGAUGGUUCUGUGAUAGUGUCGACACCGCAGGAUGUCGCGCUUUCCGAUGUCAGGAAAGGCAUUGCCAUGUUGAGGAAAGUUUCUGUGCCGAUUACCGGUCUGAUUCUCAACCAAGCAUACUACCUCUGCCCCAGCUGUGAAUCACAUUCUCCGCGAUAUCUCUUCGGAAAACCGGAUAAUUUCCAUAAAGUCGCAGAGCGUCUGCAAGUACCCGUUCUCGGCGAGUUGCCUCUCGUCGAAGGCGUCAGUGCCAGUGCGGAUGGUGGUUUCCCGUAUGUCCUGAGCAGUAUUGCGACGGUCGAGAAGACGGACGGGUCUGGUGGGUUGGCUUGGUGGACGAACAUGGCUCAGGUGGCGGAGCAUGUCGCCUCAUCCCUUUCCCUCUGA